CACCUCCCCCGCUCAAUAACAACGACGCAACAGCUCCUACUGCGACAAAGAAAAUAACCCAAAGAGAAAACGAAAAAAAAAAAAAACCCCCUCUUUCCUUCUCUCCUUCUCCCUUCUCACUCCCCUCCUUCAAUCAUAGAUGGCAUCAUUGAGCAUAACUCACCAGAUUGGUGUCCUUUCUGGGAAGCCAAUCCAGUCGGAAUCUGUGACUUCCAACGGCGAUACGACGGGGGUGGUGUCAGCGGCGGCGGUCUGGAAAACUCAGCCAUCGAACCUCCGGUGUAGAAUCAAGAACCAAGGUCUAGAGAUCGAAGCGAUUACACCGCCGGUAAGUCCAUUGAAGAGCCCGUGCAGGUCUCCAUCGCCGGUAUUUGGAUCGAUGAGGCCGGAUCUGUCGGUGGCGUGCCAGGCUCUGGUGGCGGACAUGGAGGCGGAGGCGGCGGCGGUGGUGGAGGAGGAGGAGGUGAGGGAGUAUAUGGAAGGUGGAACUGCGCAGGUGAUGAAAGGUGUGAAGGGGAAGGGGGUGCCAGUGUAUGUGAUGAUGCCGUUAGAUAGUGUCACGAUGAGCAACGGUGUGAACCGGAGGAAGGCCAUGAAUGCGAGUCUGCAAGCGCUAAAGAGCGCCGGGGUGGAAGGGAUUAUGAUGGACGUGUGGUGGGGUUUGGUCGAAAGAGAAGCACCUGGGUCUUACAACUGGGGUGGCUACGCCGAGUUACUUGAGAUGGCCAGGAACCAUGGUCUCAAGGUCCAAGCCGUGAUGUCCUUCCACCAGUGCGGUGGCAACGUUGGUGAUUCUUGCACGAUCCCGUUACCCAAGUGGGUGGUGGAGGAGAUGGAAAAAGACCAGGACCUUGCGUACACGGAUCAAUGGGGGAGAAGGAACUUCGAAUACCUCUCUCUCGGAUGUGACACCCUUCCUGUUCUCAAGGGUCGUAGUCCCGUCCAGUGCUACUCCGACUUCAUGCGUGCCUUCAGGGAUAACUUCAAACACCUUCUCGGCGACACGAUCGUGGAGAUACAAGUUGGGAUGGGCCCAGCAGGGGAGCUCCGAUACCCCUCGUACCCAGAGGCUAAUGGUACAUGGAGAUUCCCCGGAAUUGGAGCUUUCCAAUGCUAUGACAAGUACAUGCUCAGUAGCUUGAAAGCUGCGGCUGAAGCUUCAGGGAAUCCAGAGUGGGGGAACGGAGGCCCUUCAGAUGCAGGGCACUACAACAAUUGGCCUGAAGACACGCCCUUCUUCCGCAGAGAAGGUGGAGGUUGGAAUAGCUCUUACGGCGAAUUCUUCCUCUCUUGGUACUCUGAAAUGCUUUUGAACCACGGAGAGCGGAUACUGUCAUCAGCCGAAUCGAUCUUCAAAGGCACAGGCGUCAAGAUCUCUGUGAAAAUCGCAGGCAUCCAUUGGCACUACGGAACUCGAUCCCACGCACCAGAGCUUACUGCUGGGUACUAUAACACCCGCUACAGAGACGGCUACAUACCCAUCGCACAAAUGCUGUCACGGCACGGCGCAGUUUUCAACUUCACGUGCAUCGAGAUGCGCGAUCACGAGCAGCCCCAAGACGCUCAAUGUGCGCCCGAGAAGCUCGUUAGGCAAGUAGCUUUGGCGACCAGAGAGGCUAACGUGCCACUUGCAGGGGAAAACGCUUUGCCACGGUAUGAUGAGUAUGCGCACAAGCAGAUACUGCAUGCGUCGUCGUUGAAUCUUGGUGGUGACGAUGGAGGCAGGAAAGGAGAGGAGCAAGAGAUGUGUGCUUUCACCUAUUUGAGAAUGAACCCGCAGCUGUUUCAGGAAGAUAACUGGAGGAGGUUUGUGGGGUUUGUGAAGAAGAUGAGAGAAGGAAAGAAUGGGAACCAGUGUUGGGAACAAGUGGAGAGGGAAGCAGAGCACUUUGUGCAUAUUACGCAGCCAUUGGUACAAGAGGCUGCGGUUGCCCUGAGUCACUAGUCUCCGUGAACAUUGAAAACACUGGUCUUUUUAGGUUUUUUUUCUUUUAAAAUGUAUUCAAAAUUUAAGGAUGAAAAAGAGGAAGAAUAGUGAAGAAUGAGGGUUAAUAGAAUCUCUCUAGACUGUUCCCUUUUUUCCUUUUUCGGUUUUGCUUUCUUAAUGUUGUGGUCGUGAGAUCGUUGUGCAUAGACAAUAUGAUCUUGUUGUAGUACCAGUUUUUUUUUUUUGGUAAAGUAUUACAAGCCUCUCUCUCUCUC
This is a messenger RNA of Macadamia integrifolia, 2202 nucleotides long. Its product is annotated as beta-amylase 1, chloroplastic-like. Bases 140 to 1945 code for a protein of 601 amino acids. Lineage: Eukaryota; Viridiplantae; Streptophyta; Magnoliopsida; Proteales; Proteaceae. The transcript has 4 exons. The record is from RefSeq and is a predicted model, not a curated record. Gene Ontology annotation, biological process: polysaccharide catabolic process. Gene Ontology annotation, molecular function: beta-amylase activity.